AUGGUACGUCAGGAAGCUGAGACUUUAAAUCCUGCUUCAUCAAGGGGUCCCUCUGCAUACCAUCAUUUCUUAGGCCUACCUGCACCUCACGAAAGCUUCCGACGUAUCACCUGCACAUUAUCGGCGCGCGCACAACACAUCCUCUUCUCUAAACACACGCAACAAGAUCUUGAGAGACACUAUCAAGACUAUCAAGACAUGUCGGAUAACAGCAAAGACACUGUAAAAAGCCCUAGUGCGACGGCGAGCGUUCCGAGACGCGCAAUCCCCGAAACAAUGUACGACCGCGUCAAGCACCUCCCCGAGUACAAGGCCUGGGUGGCUGGUGGUGGUUUGGCGCGAUUCGCCAAUGAACAAGAUCUGGAAACAGAUUUUGUAGAUCACAUAUUCCGCACCAGCCCCCAGGUCCAGAUUGCGUACGAUAGAAUUCUCCGAACGAUGCCCAGCCUAUUGCAGGAGAUGACCCGGGAUAUGAGGCCAGAGCCGACGACCUACAGCCAGGCAACCGCACUCCAAGCAAUAAACGAUUACGAGCAAGGCAGCAGUUCGGCUGCAAUCUCGGAGGACGAUGAUGACAGCGCCGAGAAGACGAGCAACCCCGAGAACACAAGCGAGAAGGAACCCGCAAGCAAGCAAACUAACGACGUUGUGAGUCGCAAGACUCGGCAGCCCUAG
This is a messenger RNA of Alternaria viburni, 675 nucleotides long. RefSeq lists its product as uncharacterized. The record is from RefSeq and is a predicted model, not a curated record. The coding region runs from base 1 to 675 and encodes 224 amino acids. The transcript has a single exon. NCBI's taxonomy places the organism in Eukaryota, Fungi, Ascomycota, Dothideomycetes, Pleosporales, Pleosporaceae.